AAGUGCAGAGUUCGCCUCGGGAUUGGGAGCCGCUGUCCAUCGCCGUUCCCAAUCCCACCCAAACUGACGUCAUUGGAUGCCAGCAUGGUAACUGCGUCAGUUUGGAAAAACCGGGAGAAGAAGAACGUAAAGGAUCACCACCAACUUGAUUCUUCCUUUGUCUCUUCUUUCCAUUUGAAACCGUCUACAACAUCUCUGACGCCCCUCGACCCCUUGUCUGGCCGAACACCAAUCGGCACUCCAUCCCCCUCACCCCCCUCACCCUCUGGAUCCCCUGCCAGAUCCCCUUCCAAUCUCUCCAAGUUUGGCCUCUCUUCUCUCUCCUCUCUCCACAUGUCAUCUCUCUCUUCUUCUUCUUCAGAGGAGGAAGGAUCACAGACCUCCUCCCCUUUUAGUGCUUCUUCUGUUUCCCUGGCUGUCUCAACUCAGUUUUCCUCCUCUGCCACUCCCCCCAGUCCUGCCUGCCCUUCCUCCACAACCCACAUCUCCUCCCCUACCCCCCAGUCCUCCUCUCCAAACCCCCUGGACAACCAUGGAGAGACCAACAAAGACAGUGAGACUGCCAGAGAUCUUAUGAGCUCUGAGGUCAAAGAGGUGGGGGCAGUUGUUCCACAGACAAAGAGAAUGGUACCCCUAUUUUCUGGCAUCGCAGAGGCCUCCAUUGACCUGAGGGCUUCCUCUGUCUCCUUGGAGAGGCCAUUGGUCAGGUCUCGGGAAGCCAUGGCUCGCCUCCCCAACCUGUUCAGCAAGAGGAGCACCCAGCUGGGGGAGCAGAGCUGCACAGGCGAGGGUGAAGACAACACCAAGCUCCUUGGGUUGCCUAAUAUUGGCAACACCUGCUUCAUGAACUCUGCUCUGCAGUGCCUGCUGGGGCUGCCAGCAUUUUGCAGAGACAUCCUGAGACAGCAGAACAUCUGGAGUUCCUCCCCCUCCUCUAAACUGCUAUGCUGCUUUGCCAAGUUACAUCAGGCCAGGCUUUCUGGAGGCACUGUUAAUGCCAAGAACAAGGAAAAUAAGAAAAUCCUUCAAACAGUCAAGCGCUGUCUUUCCGUUGUCAAUGAGGACUAUGAGGAAGACUAUGAACAGGAUGCCCAUGAAUGUGUGUUGCUCCUCCUCUUUCAGCUGAAGGAGGAGGGUAUGGCAUUAAAGGGCUCACCAGAGCCAUACACCUGCCCCGUGAAGCAGUUAGAAUUCAAGCUGAAGACUUCCCGUACCUGCACCAGCUGUGGAGUUAUAGUUUAUGGCCAGGAGGAUUACAAUCACCUGUCACUGAGCCUGAGCCAUGACCUGCCACACAGCCUGGACCUCUACUUUAAGCCAUCUGCGUUAGAGUGUGCAUGCAGGGUGUGCUCAGGCAGCAUGGCAUCUGUGACUAGGCACUUCCUCACGCUGCCCCGGGUCCUAAUGCUUCAUAUCAAGCGAUUUACUGCAGGUCACUGGGAGCCAGAGAAGGUGGAUGAUCCCAUGUCCAUCCCUGCAGAAAUAACCCUCCCAGCCGUAUGUGGGAAGACAGCCCAUGUCCAGUAUGGAGCCAGGGCAAGCUCCCUGGGGAGAAACAACAUGGACAACACACCUGCAAACUCCCCGAAAGGCACCCUUGAUAGACCAGGCCACUACAUCAGUGAUGUUUUGGACAGCCGUGGCAGUGGGUGGCUCUGCCUGGAUGACGCACAUGUCUUGAGGACAGAUGAGGCCACUGUGCUGAAGGCGAUUGCACAGACUGCCUACAUCCUGUUCUAUGUCUGCAGUGGAGCAGGUGAAGGAGACCAGGCCCCUCACUACCAGGAGGAGGACCAGGAGUACCCAUCAUUACACUCAGGGAGAGGCACAGCGCUCAGGGACCACCUGGAGUAGCACCUACCACACACCAAGAAACAUCAGAUUCAUCGAAUUAGGCUGCCCAACCAUAAGCACCACCAUCAAGCUGUCCUACACCACCAUCAAGCUGUCCUACACCACCAUCAAGCUGUCCUACACCACCAUCAAGCUGUCCUACACCACCAUCAAGCUGUCCUACACCACCAUCAAGCUGUCCUACACCACCAUCAACUGCCUUAGACCACCAUCAGACCUCCCUACUCCACCAUCAAGCUGCCCUAGACCACCAUCAAGCUGCCCUACACCACCAUCAAGCUGCCCUACACCACCAUCAAGCUGCCCUAGACCACCAUCAAGCUGCCUUACACCACCAUCAAGCUGCCCUAGACCACCAUCAAGCUGCCUUAGACCACCAUCAAGCUGCCCUAGACCACCAUCAAGCUGCCCUAGACCACCAUCAACUGCCUUAGACCACCAUCAAGCUGCCCUAGACCACCAUCAAGCUGCCCUACACCACCAUCAAGCUGCCCUACACCACCAUCAAGCUGCCCUACACCACCAUUAAGCUACUCUAGACCACCAUCAGACUAUCCUAGACCACCAUCAAGCUGCCCUAGACCACCAUCAGACUAUCCUAGACCAUUAGGACAUCACGCUGCCCUAAACAACCUAGACACCAAGCUGCCCUAGACCACCAGAACAGCAGGCUGCCCAAGACCACCAGAACACCAGGCCGCCCUAGACCACCUGGACAUCAGGCUGCCCUAGACCACCAGGUUGCCCUAGACCACCAGAAGAAACAGCCUACACCACAAAGCAUGUACCCACUCUAGGCCAUCUACUGUAUGUUUACAAUUAUAUAAAUAUAAAACAUCUCACCGACCGAGUGCAAUUAAUGUUCCUUUACUGUACAUGGUUGUCACGCCCUGGUCAAAGUAUUUUGUGUUUAUCUUCAUGUAUUGGGUCAGGCAUGGGUUUUUGUAUGUGGUGUGUAUAUAUUGGGAUUGUAGCUAGUGGGGUGAUCUAGCAAAGUCUAUGGCUGUCUGGAGUGGUUCUCAAUCAGAGGCAGGUGUUUAUAUCAUUGUCUCUGAUUGGGAACCAUAUUUAGGCAGCCAUAUUCUUUGAGUUUGUCGUGGGUGAUUGUCCUUAGUGUCUUUGUUCCUGUCGCUGUGUUAGUUGACACAAGUAUAGGCUGUUUCGGGUUUCGUUAUUUACGUUCUUUGUUUUGUAGUGUUUGUGUUAAUUCGUGUUUACGUUGUUCAUUAAACAUGGAUCGCAAUCUA
Oncorhynchus keta (chum salmon) is the source of this 3101-nucleotide messenger RNA. Its product is annotated as ubiquitin carboxyl-terminal hydrolase 37-like. The record is from RefSeq and is a predicted model, not a curated record. Bases 85 to 1854 code for a protein of 589 amino acids. NCBI's taxonomy places the organism in Eukaryota, Metazoa, Chordata, Actinopteri, Salmoniformes, Salmonidae. Gene Ontology annotation, biological process: protein deubiquitination; G1/S transition of mitotic cell cycle. Gene Ontology annotation, cellular component: nucleus; cytosol. Gene Ontology annotation, molecular function: cysteine-type endopeptidase activity; cysteine-type deubiquitinase activity. The transcript is spliced from 13 exons.